UUUAUGAUACCUAUAUCAAACGUUUAAAAUGAUACUUACUUAAAAGGAAACAUAAAAUGAUGUUUUUGUUUUGUUAUUGCAUUAUUACAAUUUCCUGACUCUAAAAACACACAAACUAUCGUUUAUUUCGAUAUGCAUUGAUUCAUUACACCGUUCCUCAUUUGAUGCACAGUGAACGUUCAAAAGCGAACGCUGUGCAGUAAAAUAGGCCACUAUGAGUAAAGGCUUGUGAUUAUUGACGGAGGGAGUGUACGCUCUUUUCAAGGUCUGAAACGCCUUGUAGUGGUCGUCUUCUGUCGUUAGUAUCUCUUACAGACAUCAAACGGACCCUAAACGCUUUGCCUGAUCAAUUUAAUGACUUGACUCUAUUGUGUUCAAUUGUAUUCUAUUCUUUUGACCAUGGCUUUGGAUAACAACUGGGGCAGUACCAUGGGACAGUGCAAUCAGAUGUGAACAAUGAGAGGAAUAUUAUCCGGGGAUGGUGCAGUUUGAAGGCUGAGGCAGAAGAGGGCAGUCCAAUCAUGAACAAUCACAGCACAGCAGUGAUGAGAUCCAGAGGCGCCAGUCCCCUCAGUGACAGUAUGAUGUCCGAGGAGGCAGGAGAUGAAGUUCUUAUUAAUGACAUCACACAUGAAAUACCAUGUGAUUCAAAUGAGGAGAACGCCCUUACAACCGACAUGUAUGGAGCCGAUCUGCAGAGAACUCUAGGAGAGAUUCUUGCAUACUGUCAGGUUACAUAUGGAGCCAUUUUGAAACUUGAUGAAAAGUUUGAGAUACUGCAGGCUAAAGUAGCAAGCAUUCAGACCCUUCAUCAGAAUACAGCCCUCAUCUCUCAGAGGACGCAUGUGUCAUCCAGCUAUACAGACAACUGCCAGCCCAAGACCGAAGGCUCGCUCACCCCCGAUGCUGCCUCCUCCAUGCCUCACCUGGUUCAUAGUUCCUCUUCCUCUCCGCUUUCAUCUGUGGAGAGCAGGAAACCUCCUACACUCUCUCCUGGACCAGAGGUCCCCAGCCCUCCACGGCUUGUUAUCCAGAACCAGUGCCACAGCUCGGCAAAGGCCACAGCAACAACCCGCAAUUCAACACAAGGACCGUCUUUCAGCACAAAUAAAAUGACUCUGAUGCAGCAACUGAAGGAGCGAGUAAAGAGUCAAGCUCAAACAAGCAGCUCAGCUUCAAGUGCAGAUCCUGCAAACAUAAGGUGUCUGGGUAACUCUGAGAGAAAGGUCUUCCUUUCAAAUUGUGUGCUGCAGAGGGCAGGUAAAAUGGCACGACCCAGUGCAGCAGUGCGGUACCUGUUACGGAACAUCUUCACAACGGAGGAACUUUCUCAAAGCAGCACCACUGGAAACCCAGUCAGAUGUCUGAAGAGACUCGACCCAAACAAGAUCAAUGCCAUCAGAGAGUGGGCAGUAAAGAGGUACCCAAAAUAUGACCUUCGUGAGAAAGGCAAAGACUGGAAAGUUUGUCUGUCUGUGAUGAACUCAACGUCCCGCUACUUUCGGUUCAUGGACAAGACAAGGAUGCUAAAAAUGAAGGACAAAGAACAAGUUCCAUCAGAAGCAGCAACUACAACAGUUACAUGUGAACCCACCGCUGAGAUUGAUGUCGAACUGUCUGACAGUGACAGUGACCAGAAACAACAGGAAACACUCAAGAGCAGGAUGAAAACAGUAUCAGACUGUAACAUACCCACUGACUCUAAAUUUACUAACAGUAUUCCCAUAGUGUAUCUCGGCCCUCCUCAUCGAGAUGUGAAGGUUCCUGAGUUUGCCUUGUCUGCAGCACAUCUGAGAACGCGUCCUGAGCUCAUCGCUCGAUAUCUCAUCAAAUUCCUCUUCCCAGAGGAUGUGCUGCUACGCAGUAAUGUUUACGGUGGUGCACGGCACGGGAUUCAGCCCCUCGACCGCAACAGAAUAUCUGCACUACGAGAGCACCUGUUGGAGCGUUUCCCCUGGAUGAGUCUGGAAGAAGGUGGAUGCGACUGGAAAAUUUGCGUAGAAGCCAUAAACAGCACCAUCCGCAAGUUUCGAUAUGAGCACAAGAUGCGCAUAAAGAAAGAGAAAUGCCAGCGCUGAGACUGCUUAACUCAAAACAAUCCUCAAUUAGAGAUUCAGUUUGGAAAGCUGAUAGGACUGACUCGGAGUAUCUUUUUAUGUUGAGAAAUGCUGUCAUAGAUGGUACUGGUAGUUUUAUGUUUUUCUAAAAUACAGGACUAAUAUUUUUAAAUUGUUAUUUGUAGUGGUUUUUAUGUAUUAUUUAUGAAUUGUUAAAAUAUAAAUUAUUUUCAACCAAGCAGAAACUGCAAAAAUCACUUUUAUUUGGCAAAAUAAUCAUUCACAAAAAUAUAUGUUUAUUCACUGUGAAUACAAAUUUUUGAAUAUUAGCAGCUAUGGAAAAGAGAACAAAAAGAUUGUGUACAGCUGAAAUGGAUAAAACAUGUUUAGAAUAGUAGUGUUGCAAGUGGAGUAUUAAUUUACGUCAGGAUAUUUCAGUCAGGAUUUAAAAACACUGUGGAAAUGAUGCAAGUGCUGGUCUUCCACCAACCUGAAAUAAAGAGCAGCAGAGUCAA
Messenger RNA from Myxocyprinus asiaticus (Chinese sucker), 2572 nucleotides. RefSeq lists its product as uncharacterized. Gene Ontology annotation, molecular function: DNA binding. The transcript has 11 exons. Lineage: Eukaryota; Metazoa; Chordata; Actinopteri; Cypriniformes; Catostomidae. The record is from RefSeq and is a predicted model, not a curated record. Bases 522 to 2078 code for a protein of 518 amino acids.